Molecule: messenger RNA, 1987 nt
Organism: Erpetoichthys calabaricus (reedfish)
Lineage: Eukaryota; Metazoa; Chordata; Cladistia; Polypteriformes; Polypteridae
Product: dynein light chain Tctex-type 4
Exons: 2
Coding region: 631-1125 (164 amino acids)
Biological process (GO): microtubule-based movement
Cellular component (GO): cytoplasm; cytoplasmic dynein complex
Molecular function (GO): dynein intermediate chain binding
Source: RefSeq, a predicted model, not a curated record
GGCGAUGACAGGACUGGGCACGGGUAUAGGUGGCACAUCACAGACCAGCUCGUUGUGCAAUGAGUUGGUGCGCUUUAGCCGUUGCUCGGUUCUUUACAACCUGGAUAGCGUGUGUGUUAUACCUGCCAAACACAUCGUCGGUCUCGUAAAUAAACGAUUGAAUUCGUCUCUCCCGCUCUCCGUUGCUUUACAUUUUGUAGUCGUUGCACUUUUUGUUCGUGUGUUUAUAAGCUUGCGUGCGGACGCGGCCAGUUCUUAAUUCCGUCAUUGUGCCCACAGGGAGUGGUGCCACACAUCAUCUCCUCGAAUAGGUAGCCAUAUUACCAGGUGGCACCAGAGGGCUGUUUUUAUUUUUCUCUCGCACGUUUGUCUGACGCGUUUCGUGUUUAUUGCGCACAUGGCGAGUGCGUGACAGAAGUACGAGUUUUGCAGAGUUUGCAGCCUGUCGAUUAAGAUUGCUGUACGUGUGAAAAGAAUCGGAAAAUUAAUUAAAGUGCACGCCAGGGAGUAACAGAAAAACGCGCAUCUGAAAGACGAAAGCAGAGGACACCGAGCUGACAAAACGAAGGAGGAAAGAAACCGUCACGAAAGUCUGCCAGCGGCGCCCAUCACGAAGUUUUACAGCCCACCAUGCAGCGUCCCAGCCCACCAGUGAGGCAGCCAAAGACCCGCCAGGCUCUGGCAGGAACUGCAGCGAGGAGACCCCAGGACAUCAAACGAAGGCACGUCGGCGGACACCGCAAGCAGCGGGACAGGGGCGCCGAGGUAGGCGCGGGUGGAGCGGGACACCUGCCGCCGGCCGAGCGGCGCUUCUCAGCGGAGCGGACCCGGGCGGCGGUGAUGCCGCUACUGGAGGAGCGUCUCCGGGGGGUCGAGUACGAGGCAGAUGGCAGUUCCGCGCUGGCUCUGGAGCUUGCCGAGAGGAUCAAAACGGCGGUGCGGGCUCUCUACCAUGAGCGCUAUAAGAUCGUGUGCUUUGUGGUGCUGGGCUCGGUGCCGCGGGCGGAGGUGCGCUGCUGCAGCCGUGGCAUGUGGAGCGGGGCGGCCGAUGGCUUCGUCGAGUGCGCCUUUCAGAAUGGCUCUCUGUAUGCGCUGUGUGUAGUGUACGCAGUUUACCACGAGUAGGCGCUGAGACGGACCCCUAGGUAGAGGUGAGCUGACCAGUGAAUAUUCGGGGGUUUGACUGACCAUUAGGGCAGACACUCCGCUCUCGGCUCGGCCCUUGUGCCUGUGCAGGUAGACCCCAUAGUUAGUUGUGGACACGUCAGGGUGUAGCGUCCGCAGGGGUCUCACAUGGUCAGCCACAGCACUUGUAGUUAGAACAGCGCACAUCCACGCAUGGUGCAGGGGUCCGGUGAUUAGGGCAGCCUGCUGCUGGUGGUCACUGCAAUGCGGUCACCACGCGCUUAGAGAGAGAUACAAGCAGCUCAGAGGUCCGUGUCACGGGCAGCAGGGCUAAAUCUGUUUUAUGUAUUUAUAGAGGAAAGCCAAGAGAUGUUAAGGCACAGUCAUAUAGCGCCUUGACUUAGGGUGAAAAAUGUCAACAAACAUAACUGGUACAAGUGACAGGAAUCAUCGACUUGUCCUUGGAAUACGAUCGUUGGGAAUAUGCAAAUGUUUUUGGAAGCUCCAGAAGUUCACACCUGAAUUAAGUUUUGGACAUCUGCGAUGGGGUAAUGUGGAACGCCAGGCCGGGACGAUUUUGUAAUCCACUUAUCCAAUUUGUGGGAAAUGAAUACAUUUCUAGAGUCAUUGACGGCUCUUGAAAGGAAGCACGUCCUAAAAAGUGGCAAAUUCCUGCGCAUUUACCAAACUGUUAGUUUUGAGAAAGCAGUUGAGUGCAGUUGUGGGGGGGGGGGGGGGUGUGGGGAGGUACUUAACCCGGGUCGCCGUUGUCUACAGCUGGACUGAGAGGCCGCUGGCUGUCUUUUCUGCUUCAUUCUGCUCAGAAUACUUUAAAAAAUAAAACUAAAAAUAAAAACCCAAA